Hevea brasiliensis (rubber tree) is the source of this 2748-nucleotide messenger RNA. Its product is annotated as TORTIFOLIA1-like protein 3. Gene Ontology annotation, cellular component: microtubule. The record is from RefSeq and is a predicted model, not a curated record. Bases 414 to 2243 code for a protein of 609 amino acids. The transcript is spliced from 5 exons. Lineage: Eukaryota; Viridiplantae; Streptophyta; Magnoliopsida; Malpighiales; Euphorbiaceae. Gene Ontology annotation, molecular function: microtubule binding.
CUCAUCUAAUCGCCAUUUCCUAAUUAGUUAGGCAUUAGAUUAACUUCCACGAUUAGGAGCCUCCAGCUACGCUUAUUCCUUUGUAAAGCCGUGUUUGGUCUUUGAGUGAAGCAAAAAAUUAGAAAACCCCCCAUCUUCCUUUUUCUACUCUAUUAUAAUUACUUCCUAAAGCGUCUGCUGUGCUCAGCCCAGUUAAACGACACCGUUUAAUUCAUGUGAUGGAUAAUCACCUUCGUCCUCUACUCAACUCCCCAUGGCCAUCUCUCUACUUUAAAAAGCUAACAGUCAUACAGACACCACUCCCCGCCCAACCAAAUUAUCACCGGCAAUGUCGCCACUAAUCCCGCCACCGCGAACGCCACCGCCCAACCACCGUUAAUCUCCAUUGCGCCACUCAAACAAAAGGGAGAAAGAUGGCCCAAAACCUCAAGCUGAAAGUGCUAACGUUGAUCACCAAACUAUCAGACCGGGACACCUACAACCUUGCAGCCACCGAGCUAGAGUCCAUUGCCGGGACACUGGAUAAUACGAGCCUUCCUACCUUCAUCUCAUGUUUACUUUCCAUCGACUCCGCCGACAAGCGUCUGGUCCGCAAGCAGUGUCUUCACCUCCUCUCCACCCUCGCCGUUCUCCAUUCCAACUCUCUAUCUUCUUUUCUCACCAGAAUCCUUUCCUACGUCGUGCGUCGCCUCCGCGACCCUGACUUUUCCAUCCGCUCGCAAUGCGUCGUCACAACGUCUUCUCUUGCUUCUAAAAUUACGAAACAGUCGUUUUCCUCCUCUUUUUUGAAGCCAUUGAGUGAAUCAGUUUUCACGGAACAGGACUUGAAUGCACAGAUUGGAUCCGCUUUGUGUUUGGCCGCCGCGAUAGAUGCGGCGCCAGAUCCAGAACCGGGGAGGUUGGGGAAGGCGCUCGUGCCAAAGCUGGAGAGGCUGUUGAAAAGCGACCGUUAUAAUGCUAAAAGUGCUGGAUUGGUUGUUAUGGGAAGUGUGAUUGGGGUAGGAGGAAUAAGAGGAUAUGUGGGGAUGGCCGGUUUGGUAAAGUCUUUAGUCGGGUUUUUGGGCAGCGAGGACUGGGCAGCGAGGAAGGCAGCAGCGGAGGCGCUCGGGAGGUUGGCAGUUGUGGAGAGAGAUGCCAUGGCGGAGUUCAAGAGUGGGUGCUUGAAGGUUUUUGAGAAACGGAAAUUCGAUAAGGUGAAGGCUGCAAGGGAAGUGAUGAAUCAGAUGAUCGAAGCAUGGAAGCAGGUUCCAGAUGUUUCAGAGGAUGUAUCGCCACCACCCCCAUCUCAGGUUUCUUCAAAAGAGGAUGCGAGUGAUGGACGCUAUCCAAUUGGUUCCAAAAGUUCUUGUGCUGCUGGUUCUGAAGCCCCUCGAAUGAGGAAAAAAACCAGUUUAGCGAGCAGGACUACUCCACCUUAUCAUUCAGCAGUGAAUAUGGCUAGGAGGAGAGGUUCUUUAACGAGUGCUGAAAAGAAAAUGGCUCCAUCAUUGUUCAGAAAAGUGGACUGCAAGAGGCCCUUGGACUGGAAAGUUGAAGUUGCAAUUCCUAAUAGUACUGCAACUGGGAUUGGUGAUAAUGAUAGUGCCCCAAAAAGAAAGAUGGCAAAGCCAGAAACAAAAUGGACCCUUCUGAGUAAGAAUUCUGAUGACAAAAUGCUCAAAUUUGGUGGGAUGAAGUCUGGAUCUCGUGUGGUUCCUUGCCAAGAGGAGAGUCCCGCGUCAACUGUUGUAGCCAGCAAUGUUAUUGAGAAUCACCAUACUAACCACAAAGAGUGUGAAGAUUUAUCUUUGAUCCGCAACCAGCUUGUUCAGAUUGAAAGGCAGCAAUCUAACCUACAAGAUCUCCUACAGAAAUUCAUCGGGACUUCACAAAGUGGGAUGCGUUCUCUUGAGACACGUGUUCAUGGCUUAGAAUUGGCACUGGACGAGAUCUCAUAUGACUUGGCUGUAUCAAGUGGAAGGAUGACCAACUCCCACAGAACCACAUGUUGCAUGCUGCCUGGUGCUGAUUUUUUGAGCUCCAAGUUCUGGAGGAAAACAGAAAGCUGCUAUUCAACCUCAAGGUUCUCUUCUACUGGCACUCCAUCAUUGGCUGCCAUUCGCCAUAGAGCUGUUAAAAAUGGCAAUACGGGAACGCAAAACUUGGAGAGUCACAGAUUACAGCUUCAGGGUGGUGGUGGGUUCAUAGUGAAUCCCUUGGCUGAGAUUCACGAAUCAAGGUGGAUCUCUGAAGGGGCACAAUAAUAGCCAAGGAAUCAGCAGAUAUGCUUUAUAAAUGGUACAAUUUAGUUGGACUCUCAAGUGUUCGAUACAUUGUUAAGAAAACCACGAAAAUGAUCAGCCAUGUGGGUAAGGCAAAGAUCACUAGCAUGUGGGAUGCAUCCAACAGUUUGAAGUUGCCUAAUGCAAAUAAUAUGAUGGAUGCAAUUCCUUAUAGGUUGCCUGCAGAAGUAAUUGCACAUCAUGCACUUUUGCAGUAGCAAAGUGAGAGAAGGGAAGGCAAUUCAUUCGGUAAUUCUUCAUUUUAGUGUAAAUUUCUUUUUCAUUUUUUCAAAGUAUUGUGAAGACUGGAAGAAAAGUUGAAGCCAAAUAUAUCUGCAGCUCGGUAUAGAGUGUUGAAUGCUUAUAGAGUGCUUAUAGAGUACUACUUAUCACCUGGGUUCAUCUUUUUUUCUUACCACAUGAUUUUCAAUGAUAAUGACGGUGUAUUUUCCAAUGAAUGAAAAAAAAAUGAUAAUUGACGGUGUGA